GUGAUCUCCCUCUUUCUUUCUUGACCAAUGAGAGAGAGGAAAAGGGGCGGGCUCUCACAGAUGACAGCCAAUCCCGUGUCACGUUUGUAAUACGACGUCACUUAGCAUCAGUCGCAUCCGGGUGAGCUCUUUGAGGUCUGCUCAGGUUUUUACUUUUUGAAGCUUGGCUCUCGGUCUCCAGGAUGUACGGAUCGUUUAGGUUGCUGCUGCAGGUGCUCCUGGCCCAGCUGCUGUGUGUGUGGGUGCUGGGCUCAGAGCUCACCUUUGAGCUGCCUGACAACGCCAAGCAGUGCUUCUACGAGGACAUCAUCAUCGGUACCAAGUGUACACUGGAGUUUCAGGUGGUGACCGGUGGCCAUUAUGAUGUGGACUGUCGUUUGGAAGACCCAGAAGGCACUACACUCUACAAGGAGAUGAAGAAGCAAUAUGACAGCUUUACCUUCACAGCAGCCAAGAAUGGCACCUUCAAGUUCUGCUUCAGUAACGAGUUCUCCACCUUUACACACAAGACGGUUUACUUUGACUUCCAGGUUGGCGAUGACCCUCCACUCUUCCCCAACGAAAACAGAGUCACUGCUCUCACUCAGAUGGAAUCAGCUUGCGUGUCCAUCCAUGAAGCCCUGAAGUCGGUCAUCGACUACCAGACUCACUUCCGCCUCCGUGAGGCCCAGGGACGCAGUCGGGCGGAGGACCUCAACACCCGUGUUGCAUUCUGGUCCAUCGGAGAGGCCAUUAUCCUUCUGGUGGUCAGCAUCAGUCAGGUGGUACUGCUGAGAAGCUUCUUCUCUGACAAGAAGACCACUACAACGCGCGUCGGAUCGUAACAGUCUCUGAGCCCCGGGAUCUGAUUCACCACUUUCUUUAUCCGUACCUGGACUUGUGUGCAUAGAGCGGGUUAGAAUAUCAGUGCCGAUCUGAAAUUGGAUCAUAUCAAACUGCCAGGUCGUACAAUCUGACACGUCAUCUUCAUUCAGCGCUGGUAUUCUUACAAACUUUAUGCAAACGAGUCUUGAACUAAAAGGUUCUGUAUGUUUAAAAUGUUUUUGAGGGGUAAACGAGAAAAACCUGAAGAAAGGCUUUCUUGUGUUGCUUGUAACUAUCUGUAUUGGAGGCAAUUCAAGGUCACAUAGUUACAGGAAACCUUAAAUACUUUAAAUAUUUGAAAUUAUUUCUAAAUGUGUUCUUAUUUUAUUUGUGUUCUUUUCUACCCCCGUCAUCUCAAACACGCUCUCCCUGAUCUGAUCUAUUUUUCAGCCCAAACUGUGCACUGAAAUAACCAAGAGCGGAAUUUGUGACUAAAUGUACUCAUAAUGUAAGGUGCAUUGGGCCUCUUAAAUAACACUGGCAAGGCAAAGAGUGUUUCCCCACAAAGGUUGCAUUUGGUUAAUAAAAUUUGUUUCUUUUUUUUUUCCUUUAUUAAACCUCACUGUAUUAAGUGAGAAAAAGUAGAUAUUGUGUUGUGCUUUUAUCGGCUUUGUCAUUUUAGAUGAGUUAUUAAGAGUAUGCUGUAUAAAGAGUAAGCCUUCAUUUAAUCUAAUACUGGCUUGAAAUAAUUUGUAUCUGGGUUGUAUGAUUGAAUUUAGAGAUACAGAUGGUCCCCUCUAAGUGACUGCAGACCCAAUCCCUUAAAAAAAUGUUUUUGCAUUUUGGUUUCCAUUUGCUCGGUUUGCUUGCUUCAUUUUGACCACACCUAGAUGAAUUAUCGCCUGAAAAUGUUAUAAUUAUCUAUGUGACUCGGUGUCAAAGGCAAAAAAGUUAAAACAAAUACUAUUCGUUUGUUUGAAAAUGACACAUUUUAUGUGUCAAGUGGCAAUGCCAGUUUUUAAGUGCACCAACUUGUUAUAAAAAAAAAAAACGAUGUCUUUCACUGGUUCCCUUGCAAUGUUAGUUUUGUCUUUGCUGUUUAAAGUGUAACAACGUAUUUAUCCUGUGGGCUGAUAUUGCUCUCUUGGUUUUAUACAGCAUUGUUGUAAAAUUCAUGUUGUUUUGCAAAACAUUGCUUGAAUAUAAGUUAAUUCCAGUAACUUUGAGUUGUAGUUGUAAUUUGAAAUUUUAUUCCCUGACUGCCUAUUCAAUUCAUUUUCUAAAGGAACAGGAAGGAAGAUUUAGACAGCUUAAAUCCAUCGUGUCUCUAUAUAAUAUGACUGCAUAUAGUAGUUGCGGGCUUAGUUCACCCUGGUAGUGUUGCUUCAGCCAGGAAUCAUGUAAAAGUCAGUGGGGUAAAUCUUUCUCUCACUAUUCAUGGAUUUGUAAAUAAAAUCUGACCUAUAAUUUUGCUCUUAGACAGGCUUUGAGGCUGAAACAUGAAUUACCUGAGUGGUAAAUAUAAUUUUUAUAUUCAUGACAAAGACAGACUUUUACACCUAACCCACUGAAAGAAACCAAAAAACUCAAUGCUUUUUAUAGUUUGUUUUUGUUUAACUCUCAGUACUGAUUUUAGAGACAUGGAAAACAACCAUAAUAUUUUAUUUUAUUCAUUAAUUAGUUUUGGUUUGGCUUUGCUUCCUUUGGUAUGCUUUUCCCCUCUCACCAUAAUGUUCAUUGUCAGUUUUUGUUGCUGGUGCAGGGUCGGCAGUUCAGUUUUAGGAUAAUGCACUGACGGGUGAUUUUUGGACACAAAUUCAGCUCUGAGGCAUUGUUGGAACUUUUUAAGUUAUUGGGAUGGCUGAAUAAACUUUCUGUUAAAAU
Sebastes umbrosus (honeycomb rockfish) is the source of this 2688-nucleotide messenger RNA. It is a transcript of the gene tmed7, whose product is annotated as transmembrane p24 trafficking protein 7. The transcript has 4 exons. The record is from RefSeq and is a predicted model, not a curated record. Lineage: Eukaryota; Metazoa; Chordata; Actinopteri; Perciformes; Sebastidae. Gene Ontology annotation, biological process: intracellular protein transport; endoplasmic reticulum to Golgi vesicle-mediated transport; Golgi organization. Gene Ontology annotation, cellular component: Golgi apparatus; endoplasmic reticulum; COPII-coated ER to Golgi transport vesicle. The coding region runs from base 183 to 824 and encodes 213 amino acids.